GCGAGAGCGCGAAAGACGGUCACGUGAGCGGGAGAAGGGUCGCGAACGGCCAACCGCUACAUUGCAGGUGUCUGGCAUUCCUGCUGCUGUCACCGAGGAAAGGCUUGAGGCAGUGGCAUGGGAAAAGGCCGUGGCAGCUGGCUCUUCGAUGCCCAAUGCUGUGAAAUUUGAGUACAGUGGACACCACUUUGAAGGGACGGCCUUGGUGGAGUUCCCGCACAAGGAAGCUGCGCAGAUGUUCAAAGAGCACAUCGGCAAUUCGCUGGAAGUGGAUGGUGUCAGCUUGGAUGUCAGGUACAAGAAGCUGGCAGGGGAAGUAAGUAGAAGCAGGAGCCGAGAGAGAACUGAUCGAGAUGAGCCUAGUGUGACCUUAAUCGUCAAGGGCAUCGUUUCGUCCACACGGGAGGACACGCUAAAGGCGGCCUUUCAGACGUAUGCACCAGUCAAGGAUAUCCGUCACUUUUCUCGACGUGGCUUCGCAUUUGUGCAGUUUCAUACAGUGGAGGAAGCUGUCCGAGCUAUCAACGGCUUUGAGAAGAACAGCCACAGCCGUGUGGAUGGCAUAAAGGUACAAGCGAACUUUGCCAAAGAGCGCGAGGAACCAAUUCGAGAGGGGCGACCAUUCAUGCUAGCGGAGCGGAGCUUUCUUCAAAAGCAGGCCAUCGCCACAGCGGAG
Molecule: messenger RNA, 676 nt
Organism: Cladocopium goreaui
Lineage: Eukaryota; Dinophyceae; Suessiales; Symbiodiniaceae
Source: the annotation of a GenBank genome assembly